Molecule: messenger RNA, 1339 nt
Organism: Amphibalanus amphitrite
Lineage: Eukaryota; Metazoa; Arthropoda; Thecostraca; Balanomorpha; Balanidae
Exons: 1
Coding region: 124-1206 (360 amino acids)
Molecular function (GO): nucleic acid binding
Source: RefSeq, a predicted model, not a curated record
AAAUAAAGUACCUUGAAAUUUUUGUCUCGUGCUUUUCAAGCGCACGUGCUGCAUUUGUGAUUUUUCGCAUGCCGACUGCAAACCAUAUGGCAAGAUAGAUUAUCAGAAAACUUCACUUGAAAAAUGUGGUCCGACACACAAAAAUCGUUUUGCGUUGAGACUUAUGUCUUGACGAACUCUCUUGAUGAGACCAGGCGGCAGUAUCUAAAGAAGUUCGGUCUGGACCAUCGGAGGCUCGACCUUGCACCGGGGAACAAGUCUAUCCAGAAGUGGGUAGCUAAGUUUCGAAAUUUCGGAACGGUGGUAAAAACCAAGCCGCCCGGGAGAGGUCGCACGGUCAGAUCUGAGGCCAACAUUCAACGGGUAUCCGCCUCUACCCUUCAGAGCCCAAAAAGAUCCACUCGGCGUCGCUCUCAGGCACUGAAUAUCAGCAGGACAACUCUGCGGAGAAUCAUGAAAGAAGAUCUUGGACUGUACCCGUACCGGCUUUCAAUACAUCAGAAGCUAUCAUCAUGCGACAGGGAGCGUCGGGUCGCCAUGGCCGAGUGGUUCGAACACAACCCACGUGUGUUCAGCAAGCUGUGGUUCAGUGACGAGGCUCACUUCUGGCUGAACGGAUAUGUCAACACCCACAAUGCUGUGCACUGGGGCAAGGAACCACCAGAUGAGGUCCUCUGCAGGCCUCUUCACUGCGAGAAGGUUACGGCGUGGUUGGCGAUGCGGCACGGCGGGGGAACUAUCGGUCCCUUCUUCUUUGAAAAUGAAAACGAAGUGGCGACAACGAUCAACUCUGCUCGCUAUGUCAGCACAGCGCUGGAGCCGUUCUGGAGAGAACUCGGGGAGAGGCCACUCAGGCGUAACCAAGAGUGGUUCCAGCAGGAUGGUGCCACACCCCACACUGCUUGCGCAUCGAUGGAUUGGGUUCGAAGUCACUUCCCGGAUCGACACAUCAGCCUGAAGUCGGCCGUUCCAUGGGCCCCUCACUCUCCUGACCUGAGUCCCCUGGACUUUUUCAUGUGGGGAUAUCUUAAGGACCGGGUAUAUGCGGGAAGACCGGCAACCACUCACGAGCUCAAGACCGCCAUAGUCCAGGAGGUGGACCGUAUCCCCGCUGACAUGGUCGACAAGGCCAUCAUCCAUCUCAAGGAAGUUCGUCUGCCGCUGGUGAAGCAGCGCCGCGGUGCCCACCUGGAGCACAUCCUGUGAGGUGUGAGCGGCUGACAGAUGCGGACAAUAGUGCGCAGUGAGUUUUGCCAUUUCAUUGUAAUUCGAAAUAUACCUGGUUUACCAUUGUACCAUUGUAAAUAUACAUGUUAUCGAAAGAAAACUGAAGGUACUU